CGGGAUCUGGAGAACAACAUGAACAGGGAGCUGAAGCCACCAACGGCGCCCAAACUGCUCCACCUGAACGUGACAAGUGUGGAGCAGGAACCAGAUCCCCUGCCAGUGGGUCCCUUGACGCCCGAGGAGACCCAGGUGCUGCUCCAAAAGCUGAGCAUCAACAAUCCCUUCUACCGCUUCCGCAAGCAGAGCAACUCCUUGAAGGAGCUGCGGCGGAAUGGCAAGGCAACUUCCGCCUCGGUCCGCUCCCGAUCCGAGACGGAUCUGGGCCAGGUCAGUGGACAGCAGUUGUUACCACCACAUCAGCAGAUGCAGAUGCAGCAGCAGCAGCACAGUGAAGCCAAAGUUGUAGUUGUACUAGAGAGUAAGCAGCAGCAGGAAGUAUCCAUAAGUAGGCCUAGGAGUAGCGUUAGCCUUAAGACUAGAUCAGUAAGCAGCCUAAGGAGCCCCUCCGCCAACCAGACGGCGGGGGACAGCUCCACGGUGAUCACGAAUCCCUUCUCCAUAUUCCACGACGAUGAGAUCCUAACUUUAAGCGUGAAUACGCGACUGAGGAGUGCAGGGCAUGCUAGGAAUUCCAGACCCCCAAGACCCCAGGGUAGGGGCUUGAGGAGACUUUUCGAGUCCACUCGUAGUCAGAAUCCCCCCUCCGAACACCACUAUCUGCAUGGAGUGCCAGUGCGGCGCUUCGAGCGGCAGGACUUUGACAACGAUCCUGGGGAUUUGUUGGGUGGCAGAAGGACGAACACCUCCAGUGGUAAACCCAAGCGAUCAAGGGCCAUCUUCAAGCAGCUGUCCCUGAGAAAGCUGCACCAGCGAGGAGGAGGAGGUGGAGUGGAGGAGCCACCUUCGCUGCCCAAGCUCAAGCUGAGCUAUCCCAACCGGACGCACAGCAUCCAGAGCAUGAGGGCCUCCGGCGCCGGUGGCUAUGACAUCCAGCACACCACCGCCUACCAUCCGAGACUUAACCACUCCACCUCACCGGUGACCAAGGCCAAUUACUUCGAGCGACUGCAGGCCAAGACGCGUCAGGGUAUCCAGAAAAUACGCGACAAGUGCCGGAACUUUAAGACUUCGAGCGGUGGGGAGGGAGGCUCCCUGGGCGGCUCCGAGUUCAGUGGCUUCCACACCCUGGCCAAAGACGAGAGCUUCCGUUUCAUCAGCGAUCGGGCGCACAUCUCCAGCUACGAGUCGAGAUGCAAACAAGCCACUAUCUACAAGAGCUACAAAUCGGAGAUCGAUCUCAGCAAGAACCUGCAUUAUCUGGAUGCCUAUUUGGAGCAGAACUUUGACCACCAGCUCAGCACGACCAAGGAGUCGGCCCAUUCGGUGGGUCGGGUGAGUGGAGCCCAGCGGAGAGCCCUGGCCAAGCAGCGACCCGAUCCUGCUCCAGAGACUCCUCGUCGACCAAGACACAAACGAAGUCAGUCGCAGGCGGCCAACUAUGGUGCUAACUACGAAAACCUUGGAACCCUGCCCAUUGCGUCCAAGUCGAAGGCGAGGAGCUCCGCCCUCAACUCGGACUCGAUGAGCAGCUCCGACUACGCCUCGGUGUUCAGUGGGCCCACUACAAACAACAGGCAGGAGCUAGGAGCGGAGGAGGAGGCCAAGGACUUUAAACUGCGCUACGAGCACCCGGACAAAAUGUGCGAGUACUACUUUGACAACCUAACGAGCUAUGCUUUGGCUCUGGAGGAGAGUGAGGACUUGCUGCUGGCGGAAAGCGCGAAAUCAGCGAGAUUCUUUUACGACGACGAGGAGGAGGAUGAUGAGGAUGCAGCCGGAGGGGCGACAGAAGGAUUGGUUGACGUGGAUGCGGAGGAGGCGGCUGGUGGAAGGCCGGAUUAUAUGGCACGCGACAUACGCAUUCGCGUCAGCGUGAACGAAUGCGAAGACGCUGAUUGGCAUCAGCCGGCGAGUGCGACAUCCUAUAAUGAGAAUCUGGCCGAGAGCACAUUCUACCAGUCCCUCAAUCAGCAUUUGCAGCGCCAGGAGGCGCCAGGCGACGAUGUCGUGGGUUUGGAGGAGCAGAACCUCCUAGUGGGCUGCGAGAGCUACCUGGAGCACUACCAGCGACAACGGGGCCAGAACUACGAGAGGGCCUAUCCACGGGGUGAGUUCUACGGAUUCGGAAGGAGUGCCGGAGGAGAAGGCGGGGAACAGCCGGAUGCGGCCAGACAGAGGCGGGCGGACCUCAUGGAGGCCCACUACGCCCGCAGCUAUCAGUCGGGGGGCAGGAGCCAGAAGGGCAGGCCGAGGACCCAGAACCAUGGACUGCAGAUGGAGAUGGAGCGACAGCACGCAGCAAUCCCGGCUUCAGCAGCAGCAACAACCGCAAUGCCAGCUGCAACAGGCAGUGUCAUCAAUUUGGCGCUGCCGGGACAAAGCGGGGAUGUACUCUAUGCCACCAGCAGCAAGCAGCAGAUAACGAUGGCGACGCCGACCACAGGGCCACAGUUCCAUCAGCCUAAGCCAGAGCCGGUGGCAUUGGGAGGAGCAGCGGUGGGAGUAGUAGGAACACCAAUUGCAGCAGCAGCAACAUCGGUCCCUGGCAGCUCAGCCGGAAAUGCAAACAAUCGUUUUAUGCUAGAGAAUUUGCGCAAAUACUAUGCGAAUCAGCAGCAACACCCGCCCGCGCACUCGGUUAACUCCUCCUCGCUGUCCAACUCCUCCUCGUCGAACUCAUCAAUGUCGCAGCAACAACUAAAGCUCAAUCUGAACCUGCAACCCACCGCGCCCAAAGUGCAGCAACAACAUUUGGGCAACCGGCGAAACUCGAGCACCUCGAAUGCCUCCUCGACCGCCGACAACUUCGACACCUUCAUAACGUUGCGCAAUGCCAGUGGAAAUACGAGCACGGAUUAUAUGGCCAAACAGCAGCAGAGCAAACAUCGUCGUGGCAAGCAGCAGCAACAACAGCAGUCCGUGCCACUCACCUCCGCCCUGAACUAUUACGGACACGGUGCCACGCCCACACUGAAUCCCGCCCUCGCCUACAAUGGCAAAUUAACGGCCACCGCAAUGUUGUCACAAGUAAAUUUAAGCAGAGCAGCCGCUGCCGCAGCAGCAACAUCGUCCAGUGUAGCGGCAGCAGCAACAGCUGCCCCACUGCUGCCGCAUCAGCAACAUUCGAGGUCCACGUCCAAGGGAGAGGGCUUCAUCCUCGAAUAUGAAUGUUAGCCCCCGAUCGG
This is a messenger RNA of Drosophila suzukii, 3191 nucleotides long. Lineage: Eukaryota; Metazoa; Arthropoda; Insecta; Diptera; Drosophilidae. The record is from RefSeq and is a predicted model, not a curated record.